Messenger RNA from Micropterus dolomieu (smallmouth bass), 1658 nucleotides. It is a transcript of the gene msraa, whose product is annotated as methionine sulfoxide reductase A. The transcript is spliced from 6 exons. Gene Ontology annotation, cellular component: cytoplasm. Lineage: Eukaryota; Metazoa; Chordata; Actinopteri; Centrarchiformes; Centrarchidae. The record is from RefSeq and is a predicted model, not a curated record. Gene Ontology annotation, molecular function: peptide-methionine (S)-S-oxide reductase activity. Bases 574 to 1089 code for a protein of 171 amino acids. Gene Ontology annotation, biological process: cellular response to oxidative stress.
UUCUCGGGAACGCUGCCACAAUCGAGAGAGACGAAGAAAGAGCGAGGGAGCAGAGAGGGAAGGAAAAGCCAUGCCUGCAGUGGAGAGACUUGGCAGGGCUUCCCUUCCUUUGUCUGUCUGGCUCAGGGCUGCAGUGCCAGAGGAAAUCAAGAAAUGUCCAGGCGUGGUGGUGGUGGCAGCGGUGGUGGAUGGGGACAAGCUCUGCCUCGGCUCCGAAAAGACGAUAGAGAAAAAGUACUUUCAAACGUCUGAAAACUCAGCUUCUGAAAGAGCUAUGGAAACCAAAAAAACAAACAAUCGAUUUUCUCUUUUUGAACGAUAUUCCGCAUUGGAGCCGUUGGACCCGACGUGGUUUCGGAGACAAUGUGUAACUCAACCACAAUUUCCGAUAAGUCUACAUGUAGCUUUAAUGGCAAUAAAGUAGUAGAAUUUGUAUGUUUUUGAAAAGCCAAACAAGGACGGACUUCAAAGAGUCUACAAGUAACCAGAGGAAGGCCAACUUCUCGCCAAGCAAGAGCCAAACACGAUGUGAACGGCAACAGGACAGUUCCACCUUUCCCAGAGGGGACAGAGAUGGCCAUAUUUGGUAUGGGCUGUUUCUGGGGAGCUGAGAGGAGGUUUUGGAGACAAAAAGGGGUUUAUUCCACCCAAGUGGGCUACGCGGGAGGAUACACACCUAACCCCACCUACAAGGAAGUCUGCACAGGUCGGACAGGCCACUCAGAGGUGGUGAGAGUUGUCUUCCAUCCAGAGCAGAUCAGCUUUGCCAACCUACUCAAAGUUUUCUGGGAAAGCCAUGACCCAACUCAAGGGAUGCGACAGGGGAAUGAUAUUGGGACACCAUACCGCUCUGCCAUCUACACCUACACAAAGCAGCAUUUCGAGGAAGCCUUGGCUUCCAAAGAUCAAUACCAGAAGGUACUAACAGAGGAAGGUUUUGGUUCGAUUACAACAGAAAUAGCGGAAAACAAGCCAUUCUACUAUGCUGAGGAUUAUCACCAGCAGUACCUGAGUAAAAACCCUGAUGGAUACUGUGGUCUGGGAGGGACAGGAGUCUCCUGUCCAAUAGGAAUCAAGACGAAGACAUAGCUAGCCAAUGACCAAGAACCAUCUCCAAUCUGUUCAGUAAGGAUGCAACGAUGAAGUGCUUUUUAAGAUUUAAAAUGCAUAUACCAAAUACAAAAAGAUUAAAGAAUCUGACUUUUUAAAAUCUUUUAUUGAUGAAUCCAAGUGCUCCAUUUCUGAAAAGAAUCUAGCUAUGAUUGUCAAAAGCUGUAGCUCAGUUUGUGCUGAAAGAAAAACACUCAGUGCAGAUUUGUGCCUGAUGUAACUCACAACAUAAACUGCAGACAAGAGGCUGACAAAGACUGUCAGUCUUCUCAGCUAUUUGCUAAUAAUAAAUGUAUGUAUCUUAUAUGUACUGCAAAAGUGAUACAACACGUCAACACGUGAAAGACAAAAUAUACUCCUUAACAUUGCAAUACAAUUUCAUAUGUUAGAUAUAUGAAAGUGUGUGUCAUUUAAUGCAAACCUGUAAGAGGGUUACAUAGAAUGACCAGAAUUUGUUUAUCCACAUUUCAUAGAUUUGUUUUGAAUAACAACUGCAGAUAAAAAGUACGUCUGUAGAGGAAUAAAACAUAAUAAAAUCUUCUGAAAUC